AAAAAUUAAAAUAUAUAUAUAUUAAUUAUGUUGUUUAUGCUAUUUUUUUUUUCAAACCUAUAUCAAUAUAAUUUUUUUCUUCACCAGAUAUUAAUUACCUAACAAAUUCACUUCACCAAAUAUAUAUUGUCCGGCCUCUCUUACCUUUGCCGACUCUUCAAUGUACUCUAUACAUAAAACCAUAAAAAUUAAUUAAUAUAAAAGUUUUAAAGUCAAUUUAUAGGGUUUAAUGAUAAGGUUGCACACAUAAAGACAAUUCUUUUCUUCAAAUAAAAUAGUUUAAUAUAUUAAUUAUUUUCUUGCCAUUUUGCAUAAAUAAGCACUCGUUAAAGAAUAGGAUAAGUAACCCCGGCCAAAGAUCGAUCCAAAAUACAUCAAACAUUUCCAUGUUGAAAUUUAUAAUAAUAUUAUUAUUCCUUUCAUAUAUCAAUCUAGUUAGAUACAGCCAGAUUUAAUAUUUUUAUAUAAGAAAAUAAACUUAAAUAAAAAGGAGGUCAAUAACACUAAUAAUAGAUCAACUUCUCUCCAAAUGGUACAAAAAACUGUGUUAAAGGUUGAUCUUUCAUGUCUAAAAUGCAAGAAGAAGGUUCUCAAAGCAGUGUCUACACUAGAAGGUGUUGAUAAAAUAGAAGUUGACGGAGCCAAGGGAACCCUAAGUGUUACCGGCAAUGCUGAUCCAUACAAAAUUAUAAUAAGUGCGAGAAAAGUUGGGAAACAUGCAGAUGUGGUGAGUAUUGGGCCUCCACCAAAACCGGCGGAACCCCAAAAGAAAGUUGUGGUAGAAGAGAAGAAAAAUAGCUCGGAUGAGAAUAAGAAUAAAAAUAAAAAUAAAGGUAACGAAACAGAAAUAUUGAUUCACAAUCCUCACACUUGUCUCCAAUGCGAAACCCUAGUUUUGGUACCAAUGGAUCGUUGGAAUGAGCCUUACCCUUCGUGUUCUAUCAUGUAACAAUGAUCAAUUCAUGCUUAUUAUAAUUUACUUCUCAUAUGUAGCUCAACCUUCUAGAUAAAUUGGAGUAGUAUAUAAUAUACAUAUAUAUGUAUAUUAUAUAUAUGUAUAUUAUAUAAAUAUAUGUAAAUUAUAACUAUUUAUAUCUUGUGUGAAAUGGGUGCCGGAGUGUAAAACGAUUAUCAGUGAAGAAAUCUAUUGAGGUUUGAGAGUGAAUACAUCAACUUUGUUUAUAAACGACAGCAAAAAUAAGAAAACGACAACAAAAGGAGAAAAACGACACUGGACAAUAUAAAAUAAAGGUGAGAUCUCCUUGGUGAAAAUGAUUCAAAUUGUGGUCUAGAUUGAAUCAGCUGAACAAAUUAAAUUUCUGUUUUAUCUGAUGCAAGGAUUUUGGUAAACUCUUUCUCUGGAAGAUAACGGCUGCCUUGUUGGUUUUUAUGGAGUCUUUCUAUUCUAGUCGUGUUUUUAGUUUAAUUUAAUCAAUGAGAUUGAAAUUUGUAAUUUAACUUUUAUUAGUAGAUUGCUAAGUUAUCUAGUCUUUCUAUUUUUAUUAUUAAAUAAUAAAUUAUAGUAUUUUUUAAUAUGUCAUAUUAACUUAUUGCGUGUGGCAAUUUUUGAGUUAGUC
Molecule: messenger RNA, 1577 nt
Organism: Cannabis sativa
Lineage: Eukaryota; Viridiplantae; Streptophyta; Magnoliopsida; Rosales; Cannabaceae
Product: heavy metal-associated isoprenylated plant protein 43-like
Exons: 2
Coding region: 530-949 (139 amino acids)
Molecular function (GO): metal ion binding
Source: RefSeq, a predicted model, not a curated record